Molecule: messenger RNA, 3859 nt
Organism: Pipra filicauda (Wire-tailed manakin)
Lineage: Eukaryota; Metazoa; Chordata; Aves; Passeriformes; Pipridae
Product: phospholipid-transporting ATPase IB-like
Exons: 4
Coding region: 4-381 (125 amino acids)
Source: RefSeq, a predicted model, not a curated record
GGAAUGGUGUUAAGAUGUGGAUACUUCUGGUUUGGCUUGUUUCUUGUGCCCACUGCGUGCCUUGUUAAAGAUGUGGCGUGGACAGCGGCUAAGCAUACCUACCAUAAAACUUUGCUGGAACAAGUUCAGGAGCUGGAGACGAAGACAAGAGAGCUGGGAAAAGCCAUGCUUCGUGAUAGUAAUGGAAAGAGCGUGAACGAACGUGAUCAUUUGUUAAAAAGGCUUGGCAGGAAAACUCCUCCGAGCCUUUUCCGUGCUCAUUCUGUCCAGCAAAGUAUAUCACAUGGGUAUGCAUUUUCUCAAGAAGAACACGGUGUUGUUUCCCAGUCGCAAGUUGUUCGAUCCUACGAUACAACCAAAAGGAGAACAGAAAUAGAAUAAAUGGUUUUUACUUGAUGGGUGGUGGGAAUAAUGGGAUUUGGAUCAAUGCAUCCACUGUUAACACAUUCUUGACUAGAAUUGGUGGCAGCAGUCAGAACACCAGAGAACUCAUUUCUGUGGCCUUAGCCAACAAGUUUCUGUAUUCUCCCUGCAAACCUUGAGUACAUAAUGUGGGGGGAAAUCAUUGUUUGACUUCAGUUGCAAAGCUCUGCCUAAAGUUUUGUUUAUGUUGUUAUGAAGCAUUUGACUGUGCUAUGUGAGGUGUGAAAUUAAAAACAAUGUUUUACCACUAUUUAAAACAUCAGCAUAAGGUUGUUCUGGGAGAAAAGCAGAAAAUUUAUGUUCCAUGAGAAACAAGCCUUUGCUUAAUUGGAACGGGGUGCUGAGAUUUCCUGUUUUGUUACACACAGACCAAGUGCACACGACUGCAUGCAGACUUUACUCCUUCUGGUAUUCACUGUUUACUAAUUUGGCUGAAAUUUUCAACAGACCACUUGGUGUAAAAUUUUUGAUUGCAACACAGUUUGUAGCUAAAAAUGCUUAUUUGCCUUCUUAUGACAGAAUAACACAAGAUAGCAAACAAUUACUUAGAAUAUUUCAUGCCCUCUUACAAGAUUUAUUAGGGAUCUGUCUUAGCUUUCUGAAACCCAAUUAAUAGCUUACUUACAAAGCCAAGAUGUGGAAGUCAGAGAGCUUGGCAGGGCAGCUGUCUUGAGUGCAUGGCAUUGUACACAAAGAUUAACUCAAAUAGGUGCCUCCUAACGCUUCAUGAUGUAUUUGGAUGUGCACUUCCAAUGUAGCUAGGGAUUUCCCUCCAUAAUCCCAUUCCCACUUUAAUAGUAGAACAAAACAGCGAGAACUUUAAAGGUAUAAUCUUGUCAGAUAUGAAGAUAUGCAUCCACACAAGAGGCUGAUGCUGUAACCCUAAAGAAGCAUUUCCCUGACCAGGUAGGAUAGGUUUGUGAAGAAAAGUUAGGAAGGGUUUACACACAUGUGUGCACACACAUGUACACAAACAGAGCUGGUCAUUGUGAAGAGAAGACCUGCUGUUUGUUUGUUCAACCAAACCAGUCCCUCUUCUAGAUCUGAUCCAUCAACAGGCUUCACAGGCUUCAGACCUGUGAGCCCUGGAAGAAAUGCUGGCUCCACAACCUUGCUGUGCCAGUGGGACAGGCGUGCUGCUGCAUAGAUUGGAAUUUGGGGGGAAAAAAAAAAAAAGGCAAAAACUGGCACAUAAGUUAAAGCUGAAAGAGCUCUUAGAAAGCUUAUGCUGUCCUCCAGACAAGUUCUAUUAAUUUUAGUCGCCAAGCCACGUUUCUGAAUAGUAUAAAGUAAAUACUGCUGUGUUUAAGCCAGGUUUUGUGGUUAAUGUAUAUACUACAUCUGUGUAUUUAGAAAGUUGGCGUUGUUUUUUGCCCUAUUGACCGUCAUCCAGAUUUUUUUAUUAAUUUAAAUAUAUCCGAAAGCAAUUUGAAUAUGAAUAUUUAUGUUUAGCAAAGGAAAGGAAAGCACCAGACUGGCCAACUGGCUUAAUCUUCCUUAAGGGUUGUGAGUAAAUGCCAGUGCUCAAGUGUCAUAAUUCAAUUCCCAGUGCCACCUCAAAGGCUCAGAGUCCUCUUCCGUGUUAAAAAAGGCAAAUUUUGCUCCUGCAGCACCAGUCAGGAUUGGUCUUGGAUUAAGUUGAUGGCACAGAGGAAAAAGUCAUCACCUUCUUUCUGCAGUGCUAAUGAGACAAUUAUGUAGUAGGGGAAACGUGCAAAUAAUUUUGCCAUAGGCAUGAAUGUCAAGGGGCCAAGUGUGGAUGUGUGUAUUUUCUGGGAGAUAAAUUUUGUUUAAAGGCACAAAUACUAGUGCAUAGAAUAAAUAAGGGGAGAGUAAACCUGAUCCCAGGAGCUUCUAAAUCUUAAUGCUGAUAUAACCUGUUAAACACUUCCUUUUAUUUAGAACCCAAAUCUAUUUAGGAAAUGUGUGGUGUAAGCCAUUCCUCAGAACUGCUAAUUGUUUCUUCCUUUUGUAAAAACACAAGGAAAAUUAACUUCCCACCAAGACAAAAUAAGAUCAGCUUAGUCUUUGUACUCUAAGCCACACACCAAACAUUGGUAUGUAAACAAUUUGGAGGCUUUUCAUGAGGAUGCAGAAAGAAACUUUUAAAAACCUCUGGGUAAUGAAGAAGGGCAAGUAAACGUGUUAAGCAGAGAAUAGAAGGGAUCCUGGAGUCUUUUCUGUUCUUAACUUACUGCAAUAAAAUUUACAGAACAUAAUGGGAAAUGCUGGGGAGGAGAAGCUGUCAUCUGAUGUGAUUUAUUUUAUUAGUGCAGACUAUGGGCUGUAUCAUUUUGACCUCCCUGUAAAUUGAGGUCAGUGUGUGUCACAAACACAGACCCUCCCCAGAGUGAAUGGUGGCUUAGACUGAGGUACGUGUGUUGGUUGUCAGCUCAAUGGGAAUUGCACAUGGGAUUUGUCGCAGGGCUAUACAGUAUGUGACACUGGGGCUAGUGGGUCAGACUUUAUCAUCACUGUAAGGCCUUAAUCUCUAGCUGAGUUAAUUCUGUAGAACCCACCCGGGUCAAGACCUGGCAUUCUUCUUGUUCUUUGGAGUCAUUAUGGGAAUUAAUGUAUUGUAAUAUGCUGUAGACUGGCUGUUGGAGUUGCUUGUCUUCAUGAACAAUGAUGAGGUGUAUUCCAGCAAAAGGAGACUGGCAGCUGCUCUGCAUCAACAGAAUUCCUUGUUCAUUAAGGCAAAUGCAUGUAGCAGUAACAGCAGCCUUUGAAAGCACUGUGUGAAAGUGUUAUCAACUAGACAGGGUAUCAGAGCAGAAGGAAUGGGAGAUUUCUGCAUUACCGUCCAGGCUUAACUACCUAGGAUUGAUCAGAAAAGGAUUUCCUGGGCAGCUCUUUGCACUGACCAAAAGGAGGUGGGUUUGAAUAUUCAGAAGGGAGUGGUGAUUUACCUAAAUUAAACGUGGAUCUAGUUGCUGCUUUUUGUAACACUGGAAUCACUGCUUGCAUAUAAACUGCUGUUCCUUUAAUGACUGCCUAGUAGCAAAUUGAAGCCAGCGAGUGGGAGCCUGAGCUAAGCACUGCUGAGAAGUCUGUUGACAUUUUCUUUUCCUUGACAGGGCUUCAGGUCUUGCUGUAGGGAGCUAAGCAUGGGAAGUCAGUAAGGAGAAAUGGCGAAUAACCAAUAAAAGUAUCUAGGUCAAACUAAACUGCUAAUGUAUCUAAAAAUGUGUGUAGAGUUAACAUGAACUAUAUGGGCUGUAAAUUAAGAUAACAGUCAAACCUCGCUAAUCUGCGCUUCACUAGACCACACGCCUCUCAGUGCAUGCCAAAACUGUGCAGUCCCCUGCCUCAACCAGCAGCUAAUAGCAGAUGCUGCAGGGAAGUCUCCUCUUACCAAGAUUACAUUAUUUUUACAGCAUGUAAUGGAGUGUGUUUGCUGGGAAACAGUCAUAAUAAUAAAGUCAUAAAUAAGAAA